AACUCUGGCUAAACCUCAGCACGAACGGCUGGAUGAGGAGUGGAUACACAGCUGGGGAGGGAGGGAGGGAGGCUGCAGGGCUCUCCACCAGAACUGCAGCAGAGCCCAGCGAGGCUGAAACCAUGCUUUUCCUUUGGGCAGUGGCAUUUAUUUUAGUCCUGCAGGAGCAAGAUCUUCUAGUUGCUGCAGAUCCUGCCGAUGAGUUACCCGGAAGUUUGGGAAGGGGAAGCUGGUGUGAUGAACAUGAUACGAUCCACGAACGCUUAGAUAUUAUUGAAGAGAAAGUAAUAAAAACAGUGGAGCACCUGGAGUCAGAAGUCAAAUCACUCCUCAACAUCAUCAACGAGACAACAUCGAACAUCCCCAUCGUCCCAGGAACUCCACUUAUAGACAUUUUUGAUGAUACCAGCUGAGCACUGCAAAGACAGAAGACAGGUGAAUGUAACUGUGGUUGUCAUCAACAGUUGCACUUUUGCUCAUUUAAUAAGCUUGUGUUUCCAGAAUUUGUGCAGGGAUGAACAACCCUCAGCUGUAGUUCGCCUUCUGUGUUCCUGUGCUUUAUAAUAAACAGGUAUUUGCUUUUA
This is a messenger RNA of Manacus vitellinus (golden-collared manakin), 584 nucleotides long. It is a transcript of the gene PLAC9, whose product is annotated as placenta associated 9. NCBI's taxonomy places the organism in Eukaryota, Metazoa, Chordata, Aves, Passeriformes, Pipridae. The coding region runs from base 33 to 413 and encodes 126 amino acids. The transcript has 4 exons. The record is from RefSeq and is a predicted model, not a curated record.